Molecule: messenger RNA, 5267 nt
Organism: Oncorhynchus tshawytscha (Chinook salmon)
Lineage: Eukaryota; Metazoa; Chordata; Actinopteri; Salmoniformes; Salmonidae
Product: adenylate cyclase type 2-like
Exons: 27
Coding region: 957-4295 (1112 amino acids)
Biological process (GO): cAMP biosynthetic process; intracellular signal transduction; adenylate cyclase-inhibiting G protein-coupled receptor signaling pathway
Cellular component (GO): plasma membrane
Molecular function (GO): adenylate cyclase activity
Source: RefSeq, a predicted model, not a curated record
UAUCUUCUGUUCGCGCUUCAUGUGGGUGUGAGUACACCGUAGCUUCUUGACGAACAUCUUUUCCGCAUUCAAAAGCAAGCCCUCAAGAGCGCGCGGGGACCCAGAGAACAUUUCGCUCGCAGUGGAAUUACAAUUUAACUGCAGUGGACAAGAGAAGAAUUCGUCCACAACCAAGUCGUCUCUAGAAUACGUUCAUUCUAUAUUUCGAGACUACCGGUAUACGUUUUCCUACAAACAGACCUCUGACUGUGACAGCUCCAGUGGGUGGAGCUACAUUGGGCCCCUCUCUCUACCCGCUCAGCACUGAUGGGACAGAAUCCUGAAUCCUUGACGACCCCUCUUUCCUUCUCCGCCCUCCCAGGCUCCACCCUCUUUCUCCUCCUCUCCUCUUUCCUUAGACUCUCCUCCUCCCCCGGUCUCUUCUCUCAGCGCUGGGAUCAUUACUCAACCCCACUGAAGAAUGGACCACAGUAGCUGGCAAGGAUGAACUGGGUCUGCCUGCCAAUGCAGAAAGGGAGAUAAGAGGGAGAAAGAGAGAGCGAAAGAAAGAAAAGCGAGCGAGAGAAAGUUCAAAACCUGUGAGUGAAAGAAGAGAGGAACAUAUUAAAAAUGCCCAUGAGGGAUAACAUCGACAACUGCACUUGAGUAGUAUGAGCUAGAGAUCCUCAGCAAACCUGCCCACCUGGACGUGUGGAUCUGUAGACACACACACACACACACACACACACACACACGUCUGUCUCAGUCACAGCAGAAGACGGCUCCUACCCUGCCCUACACUGUGGGGUGGUGUUUUCAGCGUUAUUCCCUGCCUACCAUACCUGUGUGAGGAGUGGUGGAGAGGAAAUUCAGCAACUCUUAGAGGACAGUGGAAGCUGACAAAAAUGCUUCUAUGUUAAAACCAGCAGCCCGUAACCUUUUAUCAGGGUUUUAGUAGUGAACAGGUCACCACCACCAUGCCGGCUAAAGGGAAGUACCUGUUAAAUGACCAGGAGCUGAAACAUGAGGCCCUGUACAGGAAGUUCUCCUGUAUCAGCCAGUACCAGACUCUGGUGCUGCUACUAGGCCUCUCCAUGCUGUUCUGUGGAGUCCUCAUCAUCCUCUUCUUCGCCCUGCACCUGAGUGCGGAGGAGCACUGUGCAUUUGUCAGCGUGGUGAGCUGCAGCCUGUGUGUGUUCCUGGCUGUGUUUGUGCUGGUGUGUACAGAGACCCUGACCCAGCGCUGGAGGAGACUGCUGGGUCUGGUGGUCUGGGCCACUCACCUCACCAUGGGAUUCACCUUCAUCUUCAGCGGACCCCUCAUCCUGCCCUGGGACCAGGUUCCCUUCUUCCUGUUCAUCAUCUUCACAGUGUACACCAUGCUGCCUUUCCAGAUGUGUUAUGCUGUGGUGCUCAGUGUGAUCUCCUCACUCUCUCACAUCAUGGUCCUCACUCUACGCCUCACUGUCUUCAACACCCAAGAUCCCAGCCCCUUUCUUGCCAAUCAGCUGCUGUCCAAUGCGGUGGUGUUUCUGUGUGGCAGUGUGGUGGGGGCCUUCCAUAAGGUCCUGAUGGAGAGAGCACUAAGACAGACCUUCCAGGAUACACUCAGAUGUCUGGGCAUCCGCAUGAAGCUGGAGAUAGAAAAGAGACAACAGGAGAACCUGCUGCAGUCUGUGCUGCCGGUCUACAUCUCCAUGAAGAUGAAGCUGGCCAUCAUGGAGCGUCUGCAAGACUGCAAGGACAAAGAAGAGCAGCAACGACUCGUCAAAGACAACAACUUCCACAGUCUCUACGUCAAGAGACACGAGAACGUCAGUAUUCUGUAUGCUGACAUUGUGGGCUUCACCCGAUUGGCCAGCGACUGCUCUCCGAAGGAGCUGGUCAUCAUGCUCAAUGAGCUGUUUGGGAAGUUUGACCAGAUUGCAAAGGAGAACGAGUGCAUGAGAAUCAAGAUUUUGGGAGACUGCUACUACUGUGUGUCUGGCCUGCCUGUCUCCCUGCCCAUGCAUGCCAAGAACUGUGUGAAGAUGGGUCUGGACAUGUGUGAGGCCAUCAAACGAGUGCGCGAGGCCACAGGUGUGGACAUCAACAUGAGAGUGGGCGUGCACUCCGGCAACGUGCUCUGCGGUGUGAUUGGCCUCCGCAAGUGGCAGUUUGACGUUUGGUCACAUGACGUCACCCUGGCCAAUUAUAUGGAGUCUGGAGGCUUACCUGGGCGUGUCCACAUCACUGAGGCCACCCUGAAGCACCUGAACAAGGCCUAUGAGGUGGAGGAGGGGAACGGUGGGCUAAGAGAUGCCUACCUGAAGGAACUCAACAUACAGACAUACCUUGUCAUCGAUCCUCGGUCUAAGAACCAGGCUCUGAACAGCCACAGCAUGCCCAAGCCGCGUGUGAAUGACGGACUGAAGAUGCGGGCGUCAGUGAGAAUGACCCGUUACCUGGAGUCCUGGGGCGCCGUCAAACCCUUCGCCCACCUACAGAGCAGAGAGGGGUACACCCAAGACACCAUGGUCAAUGGAAAAUCACGCUGCAAGGACAUCCCUCUGCGCACAACUCACUCGAAGAUCACUGAGAGCUUUGAUGAGUCUGUAGAGGAGCCCUUCUCCUCGCCCGCCCCUCCGCUCAGCACCUAUAAGAACAAGUCCCAGAAGAGCAAGUUUGAUGAGGAGCUGCACAAUGAGAUGACCACCACCAUCGAUGAGCUCAGCAGCAAGCAGUGGGUGAAGUCUGAGGAGACUAGCAGUCUGGCUGUGUGGUUCCCUAAGAAAGAGCUGGAGAAACAGUACCGAGCCAUUGAUCUGCCCAUGUUCAAGCACUACAUCGGCUGUGCCACCUUCAUCUUCUUCUGCAUCUUUGUGGUUCAGAUGUUUGUGACAAAAGAUUCCAAAAUGUUGGGAAUGUCGUUUGGAGUGCUGGCCUGUGUCCUCCUGUUGACCCUGGGCAUCUGUUUCGCAGGUCACCUGCAGCGCUUGUUUCCGGAGAAGUUGUCAUCCUGCCAGUGGCUGCCUGCUGUGUCCGAUGCAGUGGUCAAGAGGCCGUGUGUGCGCCUCCCUCUGGUCACUAUCACCACUGCGGUCAUCAUCAUCCUAGCAGUCUUCAACCUGUGCUUCAUCCAGAUAAAGUCACCGUGUGAUAUCAAUGGUAACCCUGAUCUGAUUCCAUCUGACAACUCCAGUGAGCAGCAUCCAGGCAGCCUGUUCUACCUGCCGUACUCUGUGUUCAGCUGUAUCCUGGCUCUCAUAGCUUGUGGAGUGUUCCUGAGGGGGAGCUUUGAGCUUAAUGUGGUCUUCCUCACCCUGGCCUCCACAGCCUACUACAUCAUCAUCCUCAGCGCCAAGGCUGGUCUCUUCAGCUGCUAUGGACAAAUGCUUUACAACCAACUCAAUGAAAACAGAACUGAGGACUCUGGGACCAUCCUAAGAGCAUUGGGGCUGGUCAAACACCCUGAGGUGAUGAGCUGCAUAUACAUCACCUUGUUCCUGGUCACCAUGCUCAUCAUCUCACAACAGAAUGAGUCAUGCUUCCGUCAGGACUUCCUUCUGAAGAACAAGAACCGUACGGAGCAGGAUGAGAUUGAGACCAGGGAGAACCUGAACCGCCUGCUCCUGGAGAACGUGCUGCCGGCCCAUGUGGCUGCGCUGUUUGUUGGGGAGAAUAAAAAGAACGAGGACCUGUACUACAAGUCAUAUGACUGUGUGUGUGUGAUGUUCGCCUCGGUACCGGACUUCAAAGAGUUCUACACGGAGUGUGACAUCAACAAGGAAGGUCUGGAGUGUCUGAGGCUCCUCAAUGAGAUCAUAGCAGACUUUGAUGAGCUGCUGUCCAAGCCCAAAUUCAGUGGAGUUGAGAAGAUCAAGACCAUCGGAAGCACUUAUAUGUCAGCCGCAGGGCUGAGUGGCACCCCAGGACAGGAGAAUAACCAGGACCGAGAUAGGCAGCAGGCACAGAUGGGGAACAUGGUAGAGUUUGCCAUUGCCCUCAUUGGCAAGCUGGAUGGCAUCAACAGACACUCCUUCAACAGUUUUAGACUGCGUGUGGGCAUUAACCAUGGGCCUGUUAUUGCUGGGGUGAUUGGAGCCAGAAAACCUCAGUAUGACAUCUGGGGCAACACCGUAAACGUGGCCAGUAGGAUGGAGAGCACUGGAGAGCUGGGCAAGAUUCAGGUUACAGAGGAGACGUCGGACGUGCUCCAGAAGCUGGGCUACUCCUGCGAGUGCCGAGGCCUCAUCAACGUCAAGGGAAAAGGCGAGCUAACAACCUUCUUUGUGUGUACGGACAUGAGCAAGCAGCAGGGAAUGGGCCUGAGCUGAGGUCUACGGUGAGCACACUACUGUGUGUGGACUCUGGGCCUGGUUGCUUAUACGUGUGCUGGGUCAGUUACAGGACACAGUCUAGCAUUCAGCACAGACUAAUUACAUGAACGCACAUAAGUCAACAUGCUUAGAGUAAACCUACCGGAACACACAAAUAUAAUCCAUCUCAGUGCUUCAGUCAGCAAUCAUCCUGACCGGACCAGAUCAAGACUUGAAGACGUGGUCCUAGAGGUUAUAUUUUGGAUUAUUCCUGUUUCCAGGAAUCCCUUUGGGAGAUUCUUCAUUGGAAAUAAAUGCUUAGUGCUGCUGAUUUUUUUUUUUUUGAGAUCCAGUUCUAAUGUAUGCAUUCAAUUAGACUGACAUGGAGGUUACGUCAAGCACUGGUUGUCGUCAUACUGGAUUCUAUCACCUAAUACUCCUAGAACUUUGCUGGAAUCAUGAGAUACAUCUUCAGUCUGCUCAAAACUGAGCUGUUUAUCAAGCAAAUGGUGACUAAAACAAUGGAGUGAGUGCUGCUGCAUGUGGAGUGACAGUGUACAGUACAUACUCGCUGCCAUAGUUUUCUAGACCUUAAAAAAGGUAGACUAAGCAAAAUUACAUUGUCAUGAGCUGCAAGACUUGUGCACUGGUUCCCUUCACGCUGUUAUAGCAUGGUAGUAACAGAACCAAAACAGUGGAGAAGUUUAAACUUGCGCUUUAACGCGCAGUUGUGGAAAUUGACCCACUAUGCUGUUUACUUUGGGCAUCUACAUCAUAUCGCUGAGUCUACCUUUAACAGUUUGUUUAGUGAACAGUCACCCUCUAAUAAUUUCUUAUUUUUGUGUUUGGUUUGUACCACCAUGGGACUAAAUGUAAAUAUCAAAGCCAAAUAUCCUGCCUACUGAAACAGCUGAGACCGAUGGACAGUUUAUAUGGUAUGAUGUCUUUCAAAAAUAAAUGACAAAUAAGUGCUAUGCACAGUAAAACAUU